Planococcus citri (citrus mealybug) is the source of this 3430-nucleotide messenger RNA. It is a transcript of the gene Stt3B, whose product is annotated as catalytic subunit 3B of the oligosaccharyltransferase complex. The transcript is spliced from 15 exons. Gene Ontology annotation, molecular function: dolichyl-diphosphooligosaccharide-protein glycotransferase activity. The coding region runs from base 151 to 2451 and encodes 766 amino acids. Gene Ontology annotation, biological process: post-translational protein modification. The record is from RefSeq and is a predicted model, not a curated record. Lineage: Eukaryota; Metazoa; Arthropoda; Insecta; Hemiptera; Pseudococcidae. Gene Ontology annotation, cellular component: membrane.
UUGGAGCAUUCGUUGUCUCUCUCUGAUUGUUGGAUAACAUCGCGAGAAUAGUUGACGUUACAGAAAAUGUGUAAUAAUGAAGUUUUUAUAAAUCGUUUAUGAAUUUUCCACCGUUAACUGUUGCGUGAACGAAGCAUCAUCAGCUCCACAAUGUGGGAAAAUUUUAUAGACAACAGUGCAGGAUGGAGAAAAUUGAUCAUCUUCGUAAUUCUAGCGCUAGCCUGGGUCGCCGGAUUUUCUUCCCGGCUCUUCGCUGUCAUUCGAUUUGAAAGCAUCAUUCACGAAUUCGAUCCAUGGUUUAAUUACAGAGCAACAGCGUACAUGGUCGAACAUGGAUUCUACAAAUUUCUCAAUUGGUUCGACGAAAGAGCUUGGUAUCCUCUGGGACGUAUUGUUGGCGGUACCGUGUACCCUGGUUUGAUGAUUACGUCUGGAAGCAUUCACUAUAUACUGCAUUCGCUCAAUAUUCCUAUCCAUAUUCGGGAUAUAUGCGUAUUUUUAGCUCCUGUGUUUAGUGGAUUCACAUCUAUUGCCACGUACUUCUUGACAAAAGAAUUAUGGUCCGAAGGCGCCGGAUUGUUUGCUGCCUGUUUCAUAGCUAUCGUACCUGGUUACAUUAGUCGAUCCGUAGCCGGAAGUUAUGAUAACGAAGGAAUUGCUAUUUUUGCAUUGCAGUUCACGUAUUAUUUAUGGGUCAAAUCUGUCAGUACUGGUUCCGUUUUUUGGUCAAUUUUAACUGCUUUGUCGUAUUUUUAUAUGGUCUCCGCAUGGGGUGGUUACGUUUUCAUCACGAAUCUCAUUCCAUUACAUUGUUUUGUAUUACUAUUGAUGGGACGUUAUUCGCACCGACUUUUCAUCAGUUAUACGGUGUUCUACAUUGUAGGAUUAGUAAUGAGUAUGCAAAUUCCAUUCGUCGGAUUUCAACCUAUUAGAACAAGCGAGCAUAUGGCAGCUUUAGGCGUAUUCGUGUUGAUGAUCGCAAUCUCUGCUUUGAAAUAUCUUAGCUCGAAAAUAACUAAAGCAGAAUUCACGUUUUUAUUCAAACUAGGAAUGGUUGUCGCCGCAUCGGGUGUAUUUCUAAGCGUCGUCGUUCUCACAUACAGCGGAGUUGUUGCUCCGUGGAGCGGAAGAUUUUACUCAUUAUGGGAUACAACUUAUGCGAAAAUUCAUAUUCCUAUUAUCGCAUCGGUAUCCGAGCAUCAGCCUACGACAUGGUUCUCAUUCUUUUUCGAUCUGCACAUGUUAGUCGCCAUGUUUCCUGUGGGGUUAUGGUAUUGUUUGAAAGAUCUCACCGAUACCAGAGUAUUUGUCGUACUAUACGUCAUCAGCGCUGUUUAUUUUGCCGGUGUCAUGGUACGUUUAAUGUUAACAUUGACCCCGGUUGUAUGCGUUCUGAGUGGUAUCGCAUUCUCGUUAAUUUUUGACUGUCAUAUGAAAGAGGAAGAAACCACCAUACGAGAAAUCGAAGAAGAAAACGAAAAACGAAAAUUAACCGCUGAUAAACCGAAAGGAUCUUCUAAGAAGAGCAAAACUACUCCCGAUUCACCUUUGAGAUACGAAGGUGAUAAUUUAGGCGUGAAUAUUCGUUGUAUCAUUAUCGUGGCGACUGUGUUGUUGUUAAUGUUGUUCGCUGCUCAUUGCACGUGGGUUACCAGUAACGCUUAUUCUAGUCCCAGUAUUGUCUUAGCUUCAUAUUCGAGCGAUGGGUCGCGUCAGAUUUUAGAUGAUUUCAGAGAAGCGUAUUUUUGGUUGUCUCGUAAUACCGAUUCGAAUGCCAGAAUUAUGAGUUGGUGGGAUUAUGGGUACCAGAUAGCUGGUAUGGCAAAUCGGACCACUCUAGUGGAUAAUAAUACGUGGAAUAAUAGUCAUAUUGCUCUCGUUGGUAAAGCAAUGGCUUCGCCGGAACCAGAAGCUUAUAAAAUAAUGACCGCGUUAGAUGUUGACUACGUAUUGGUUAUCUUUGGCGGAGUCAUCGGGUAUUCUGGAGACGAUAUUAAUAAAUUCUUAUGGAUGGUCAGAAUAGCCGAAGGUGAACAUCCAAAGGAUAUUCGCGAAGGUGAUUACUUUACUGAACGAGGAGAAUUCAGAAUUGACAGUGAAGGUUCGCCAGUUCUACUCAACUGCCUUAUGUACAAACUGAGCUAUUACAACUUCGGUGACCUGAAGUUGGAUUAUCGAUCGCCGGCCGGAUUUGAUCGCACUAGAAAUGCUGUGAUAGGUAAUAGAAAUUUCCAAUUAACGUUUUUGGAAGAAGCUUAUACAACAGAACACUGGCUCGUUAGAAUUUAUCGAGUGAAAAAACCAAACGAAUUCAAUAGACCAAGAAUUCCUGUCUCGAAUAGGAAAAUCAGUAUACCGCAUUCGUUCGUUUCAAAAAAGACCACAUCGAAAAAGAAAGGAACCAUUAGAGAUAAACCGGUAAAGGUGAAAGGAAAAAAAGUAACACAAUAAGCUCUGUAAAUUAAUCAACUCAAUGGACUGUUUUUUCUCUGACGUUACAUUUUGUUAUUGGUGUUUGCAUGUGUGUUGAUUUUUUUUUUUUUUUUACCACGAAUGUUUCUUACAUGGAUGUAGUUGUUACGGAGGUUAAUUAAUUCCCUGGAUAAGAGAACAUAUAUUUAUGAAUUCUCGUUUCUUGGUUCACUGCAUUUAUAAAAUAUAAAGUCUAACAAAUGCUUGAUCAAUAUUUCGCUUCAUUUCGUAUUCGUAAACGAUUUGCUUUCAUUAUUUCUAGUGGUCCGUCCUCGUACUUUUUCAAAGUACGCGUUCAUUUUAUGAACUAGGAUGAUAAUACUUAAAAAAAAUUGAGGGAAUUUGUGAUGCGAAUUUGUACGUUUGUAUUUAUGUAUUAAGAUCUCAUGUUUAGGUUUAUUUUCAUUGCACGUUCUCAACACUAGGUACUUCAACACUCGAGUUUCAAGAGCGUGUUCUUUAUAAAUAGCAAAGCAAGAUAAAACUUAGGUUGCAAUAUUGAAUUUGUUAAUCGUUAAAAUUAUUAUUUAUUUGUUACCAUUACUUCAAGAUUCUUCAUUAGCCAAAUUUCAAAUAUUGAUAAAAAUACAGUUAUAUUGAAAAAUACGCGUAGCUUACCACCUUUAUAUACUAUAAUUUUUUUAUGUUUAAGAAGUUUUGCAUAAAUUGCAUUGUAACUGAAAUUUUGUAUUAUAUCAAGAGUUUCGAUAUUCUUGACUAGGAUGAUUCUAGGAUGUAUUUUAAUAAGAAAUAGUACCUAAUUGAAAUUUUUUCACAACAGAUAAUCAUCUCUUAUUUUUGUGGCCUAUGUUCUUAGCAAUGUUUAAAAUUCGUUGAAAAUGUAUUAUUUAUAAUUUUCUCUUUGUCAAUGUUAAUAUCUAUGUUUAUGGUUUUAUGUCUUAUAUAAGAAACUGUGAUUUUCGUAAAACGGUUAAUACAUUUUUUAUUGAUACAAGAA